Molecule: messenger RNA, 3465 nt
Organism: Solea senegalensis (Senegalese sole)
Lineage: Eukaryota; Metazoa; Chordata; Actinopteri; Pleuronectiformes; Soleidae
Product: calcium/calmodulin-dependent protein kinase type 1D-like
Exons: 12
Coding region: 680-1963 (427 amino acids)
Biological process (GO): peptidyl-serine phosphorylation
Cellular component (GO): intracellular anatomical structure
Molecular function (GO): ATP binding; calcium/calmodulin-dependent protein kinase activity; calmodulin binding
Source: RefSeq, a predicted model, not a curated record
UCUCGGCCUAGCGUUUGGCUGGUAUCAACUGGUAUUGUUUACCAGUUGAUAAAAACACUACACAAACAGCAAAGCAACAUUUCCAUGGUUAAAAAUGGAACAGUACUAUAUUACUAUUUGUUCCAAAGAGGACAGCAUAGAUAUGUGUUUAUUUCAGAAAGUUAAUUAAGCCCCAGUGUGUAAUUUAUUUUGUCUUAGGUGAGCCUGCAAAGCUUUCUGAAAAGAUGAUUCUAGGUCCAUAUUCCACCUGUUUUUGGUAUCACACAACUUCUUCAAAGUCUUAUUGUUUUCUGUUGGAUUUUGUCAUGUCAACUCAUUGAACUGCAAACACCAGUCUGAAAUGUGCCUCACAAAAUGAAUAUGGUUAGUUUUACAGUAAUUGUGGUCCAUCAGAUAGAAUCUCAGGACAGUGUAGCUACUCCACUGUACUGUCUCAGAUUAACUGUGAGCUGAAUGGAGAAGAUUAUGGAGACUGUCAUGAGGCACAGCACAGUCAUUGAGCGUCUCAUGUUGUGCCACUGUGACUAAGGAGUUGAUGAAUGGACAAGGCUCCGCCCCCUCACCGUGAAGAACUGCAGCCUGCAGGAAACACUCUGGUCCAUCCACAGAGACCUCGGCUCAGCCACCUCUGCACCUCUGCACCGCAACCUCAGGAGUCUACGGCAACGUCAGAGCCAAGAUGGGGCGGAAAGAAAUCAUCUGCAGCUGGAAGAAAAGCACCAGUAACAUCAAGGAAGUCUUUGAAUUCAAGGGGAAAAUGGGAUCAGGGUCCUUCUCUGAGGUUUUUAUGGUGAGAGAAAAGAAGACUGGGAAACUGUAUGCCCUGAAAUGUCUGAAGAAAAAGCACCUCGCUCACAGCAACCUGGAAAAUGAAGUCAACGUAUUGAGGAGGAUUAAACAUGAGAAUGUGGUGGGACUGGAGGAUUUCUAUGAGACUCGAACACACUAUUACCUGGUCAUGCAACUGGUGUCAGGUGGGGAGCUGUUUGAUCGCAUUUUGGACAAGGGGGUUUACACAGAGAAAGAUGCCAGCAUGGUGAUCAAACAGGUGCUGCAGGCUGUCAGCUACCUGCACGAAAACAGCAUUGUACACAGGGACCUCAAGCCUGAGAACCUGCUGUACUAUAACAGCGAUGAAAAUGCUAAGAUUAUGGUCAGUGAUUUUGGUCUCUCUAAGACGUUGGAGCAUGGUGUGAUGUCAACAGCCUGUGGCACACCAGGAUAUGUUGCCCCUGAGGUACUGGCUCAGAAACCCUACAGUAAAGCAGUGGACUGCUGGUCCAUUGGUGUCAUAACAUACAUCCUGCUCUGUGGCUACCCUCCGUUCUUUGAGGAUAAUGAAACUCGCCUCUUCUCAAAGAUCAUGAAUGCUGAAUACGCCUUUCAUUCUCCGUUCUGGGACGACAUCUCUGAGUCAGCAAAAGAUUUUAUCAGGAACAUGAUGGAGAAGAACCCCAGCAAACGCUUCACCACUGAACAGGCACUCAGACAUCCCUGGAUUGCAGCAAAAACGGCUAAAGACGUGGACAUUUAUCAGUCGGUCUGUGAACAAAUGGAGAGAAAUUUUGCCAAAUCCAAAUGGAAGCAAGCCUUCAAUGCAGCCUCAGUAAUCCAUCAUAUGAAGAAACUGCAGAUGUCCCACAGUGAGUCCCCCCAUUUACCGCUCUCCAUGCCCAACAUCACUUUGCAGUCCUCCUCCCGGGAUGAUAUGAAGGUAUCGACACCCUGCCGAGAUGAGGCACCUGCUCUCGACCCCAACGGCAACCCUGUCCAUCCUGAACCAGGCAGAGGUCUGUGUCCACAGCUGAGAGCCAGUCACAGUGAGCCUCAUCGCGCCCUCAUCGUCGAUGAGUCAAGAGCAGUCCACUUUCAUUCUGAGAGAGACACUCUUUUCAAGAGCAUGGACACAGUGGCUCAGAUGAAGGACCAGCCGCUCCAGUCCGGAGUCUGUUCUGUCAUGUGAUGGGCAGCCGGACAGAGUUGGAAACACAUACUGUAUGGACUGCUGUCUACACUCCCACAUGGAAUGACUGUGUGAACUGUCUGUAAUGCAGUGAAUAACACCCUAAAACAGACAUGAGCAGGAAUUCAUCAUUUAGACGUCAUACAAACUCCUGUACGGCUGAUGACAUUUAUUCUCUUUAGUAUACAAUAGUAUUGUAUACGAUUUUAAACAUAUAUUUUUUUGCUUUGAAUAGCUUUAGGUGGGCACGUGUCACCGUUUAGCCAAAAACAGUGUUGCAACUUUGAUGAUAUAAGCAGAGUCAUUAUCUAAAGGUUAUCUCGGUUCAAAAUAAAACAUGGUUCUAUGGUCAGAACAAGUGUAGUUUAAAGUUUACAAACUGUCGAGGAUAACUUUUAAAUAUAAACAAAUGUCUGUUAUAUCCAAACCAUUGUCAAAUGAGUUCUCUGUGUUUCAGUAUAGCAGUGCUUAGAUCUCGAGUUACUUGCCAAUAUUCCCGCUCUGCACACAGGAAGUGAUUUGUUUAAUGUCAGACAGACAGUGGCAAUAGCAUCAUUGCGGUAGUAAAGUGGGACGGCUGCAAACAGGUUGGAGUAUGACUGAAAACACAAAGAUGGAAGCCCUUGAAGAGUUUCAUUAGACGGCUUAAUCUUCUGCUCAGAAAACUGCAGUAUGAAAGGAUAAAUUCUUCUUGUCCCCGUCCUCCCCUGUGCUGCUGCUGUAUACACAUAAACACUCCCUCAGGCCCUCUGAUAGUAUUGGUCGACAGAGACUGUUUUCAGAUGUUGGACGCACAUUACAAAUAAUCUGAAUCUUUUCUGUUCAUAAAGUCUUCCGACCCUUCCAAACUGCAGCUUUAAAUAAAAUGAAAGGAGGAAUCUGUCUGUCAAUGGUCUCAACAUCUCCUCAUCUUAAAAAAACUUCAAAGUGGAAACUGCAAUUGAACUCGAUCAGUGGUUGUUGAGAAAAUUCACAAUUCAGAGAAGUAGUCAGCAAUUUCGACACAGUUGUUAGUAUAAAGCUGCUGAGCAUUGUUUUUUUUUCUUUAAGUUAAACACUACCUGAAAGUGCCAACAGUAUUUUUUUUUAUUGUGGUUAUUUGGCCUGGCACCCAUUUCACAUGAGUGGCAGAGCUGAGCAUGGCCAUUUUUUUGUUUGAAUCCAUACCCAAAUGCAGAUUCCUUCAUUUAUUGUCAGAAUGCACUCAAGGAUUAUAAAUCCAAUUCCAUUUCAACACAAACAUGAUGCAGGGAAACUAUAUUUUUAGAUUCACCUUUAUUUCAAGGCAGAGACAUUGACACAGUGACCACAUGCUCCCCAUUGCGUCUUUGAAAUGUAUACUGUGUAUUUAAGUUUCUCUUGGAAAAAAAGCAGAACAUACUUUAUCAAGUGCCACAAACUGUAUAGUAAACAGUGAUGUCAUGGAAACUUCUGGAUUCACGUGUACUAAUGUGUACCUGUCUCUUUUUAUUAUUAUUUUCCCAAUAAAUAUGUAGUAAACU